AUGGCUUCCGCUCUCCUCCGUUCAACUCCCGCCCUCCGCGCCGGUCUGCGCGCCCGCUCAACCCCCCUCGCCGCCAUGGCCACAACCAGCUUCGUCCGCAACAAGGCCACCCUCCCCGAUCUUCCCUACGACUAUGGCGCUCUUGAGCCUUACAUCUCCGGCCAGAUCAUGGAGCUUCACCACUCCAAACACCACCAGACCUACGUCACCGGCUUCAACAACGCUACCGACGCCCUCGCUGAGGCCCAGCACAAGAACGACGCCAAGGCCGCUGCUGCUCAAGCUCCUCUGAUCAACUUCCACGGCGGUGGUCAUGUUAAUCACUCUCUCUUCUGGGAGAACCUUGCUCCCAAUGGCAAGGGCGGUGGUGGCGAGCCCGAGGGCAAGCUUUUGACUGCUAUCAACGAGGACUUUGGCUCCUUCGACUCUUUCAAGAAGCAGACCAAUGCUACCCUCGCUGGCAUCCAAGGCUCCGGCUGGGCCUGGCUCGUCAAGGACAAGAACUCUGGCACUCUGUCCAUUGUCACCCGACCCAACCAGGACCCCGUCACUGGCACCCUUGAGCCUCUUCUCGGCAUUGACGCCUGGGAGCACGCUUACUACCUCCAGUACCAGAACCGCAAGGCUGAGUACUUCAGCGCCAUCUGGGAGGUCAUCAACUGGGGCACUGUUUCCAAGCGAUUCGAGAAAUAA
Molecule: messenger RNA, 693 nt
Organism: Fusarium tjaetaba
Lineage: Eukaryota; Fungi; Ascomycota; Sordariomycetes; Hypocreales; Nectriaceae
Product: SOD2-superoxide dismutase (Mn) precursor mitochondrial
Exons: 2
Coding region: 1-693 (230 amino acids)
Biological process (GO): superoxide metabolic process
Cellular component (GO): mitochondrion
Molecular function (GO): metal ion binding; superoxide dismutase activity
Source: RefSeq, a predicted model, not a curated record